Lactuca saligna is the source of this 2400-nucleotide messenger RNA. The record is from the annotation of a GenBank genome assembly. NCBI's taxonomy places the organism in Eukaryota, Viridiplantae, Streptophyta, Magnoliopsida, Asterales, Asteraceae.
UUUCAUUUGGUGACUUCCGUCAUAAUAAUCCAUCCAACAUCAACGUCGUCUUCGUCUUCCUCCCGUUUCUUGGAGGAUAACAGAUUCCACACCGUGUGCGAAACGGGAGAGAUCGCCAUCUAGAUCCCAUUCCAUUUCUCCGAUUUAUCUUCAAUUUUCUAUCCGCUGUGUAACAUGUGGAAACCUGAUUUCAUAUUCUUACACCAUUGAUCGGUUGUUGUAACAUAUUUAUAAUAAGUAUAUACACACAUAUAGUUGUUAAAUAUUGAAAGAAAAAUGGCAAGGAGCAGAUCCUCAUCGUCGAUCCGAUGGAGGUACGUCAAUCCGGCAUAUUACUUGAAACGCCCCAAACGUCUUGCUCUACUUUUCAUGGCUUUCGUCUUCGUCUCAUUCUUCGUAUGGGAUCGUCAGACUCUUGUUCGGGAACAUGAGGAAGAGCUCUCAAAGCUGAAAGAAGAGAUGGAACGUUUGCAAAAUGAGCUAGGAGAGUUAACGCAAGAAGGUGGUGUUUCAGUUAAAAAGAUGAAUACUACAACCAAAAGAACUGAUCUAACCAAAAUGGACAGUUAUGUCCCUGAUCCAAUUGAGACUCAACGAAGAGAAAAAGUCAAAGAUGCUAUGGUUCAUGCAUGGACCUCAUAUGAAAAAUAUGCUUGGGGCCAUGAUGAACUUCAGCCCCAAUCAAAGAAUGGUGUGGAUAGCUUUGGUGGUCUUGGUGCAACUUUAAUAGACUCUCUUGAUACCUUAUAUAUAAUGGGCCUAGAUGAUGAGUUUCAAAGGGCUAAAGAGUGGGUUGCAAACACUUUGGACUUCAAUAAGAAUUAUGAUGCCAGUGUGUUUGAGACGACCAUAAGGGUUGUAGGUGGGCUUUUGAGUGCUUAUGAUUUAUCCGGAGACAAUGUCUUUCUUGAAAAGGCAAAAGACAUAGCUGAUAGGUUACUUCCAGCAUGGAAUACUCCUUCUGGUAUCCCUUACAACAUUAUUAACCUGGCUCAUGGUAAUGCACAUAACCCUGGUUGGACUGGGGGUGAUAGUAUCCUGGCAGAUUCUGGGACAGAGCAACUGGAGUUUAUUGCAUUAUCUCAAAGAACUGGAGAUCCAAAGUAUCAACAAAAGGUAGAAAAUGUUAUUCUAGAGCUUAACAAGACUUUUCCUGCUGAUGGAUUACUCCCCAUUUAUAUAAAUCCCCACAGAGGAACAGCAUCUCAUUCCACCAUUACUUUUGGGGCCAUGGGGGACAGUUUCUAUGAGUAUUUACUUAAAGUUUGGAUACAAGGAAACAAAACAGCAGAGGUGAAGCAUUAUAGGGAAAUGUGGGAGACAUCAAUGAAAGGUCUAUUGAGCUUGGUUCGAAGAACUGCACCUUCAUCUUUUACAUACAUUUCUGAGAAGAUAGGGAAUUCUUUGAUUGAUAAGAUGGAUGAGUUAGCAUGCUUUGCACCAGGAAUGAUAGCCUUAGGUUCAUCUGGUUAUGGUCCUGCUGAUUCCACAAAAUUCUUAAAUUUGGCAGAAGAGCUUGCGUGGACAUGCUAUAACUUUUAUCAGUCGACACCAACAAAGUUGGCAGGAGAAAAUUAUUUCUUUCAUUCAGGGCAGGACAUGAGUGUGGGCACAUCUUGGAACAUAUUAAGACCAGAAACAGUUGAAUCGCUUUUUUAUUUGUGGCGUUUAACUGGUAACAAGACUUAUCAAGAUUGGGGGUGGAAUAUAUUUCAAGCUUUUGAAAAGAACUCCCGUGUGGAGGCCGGAUAUGUUGGACUUAAGGAUGUAAAUACAGGUGUGAAAGACAAUAUGAUGCAAAGCUUCUUUCUUGCAGAAACAUUGAAAUAUCUGUAUCUUUUAUUCUCACCCCCAUCAGUUAUAUCUUUGGAUGAGUGGGUAUUCAACACAGAAGCCCAUCCUUUAAAAAUUGUACCUCGUCUUGGAUUAGGGUUAGGGUUAGGUUCCAAACAACAUAAACAACCACCUACCACCACUACCAGACUACGUGCUAGGAGAGAAGGUCGUUUUGGUGGAACUUAGGACUUAGGACUACUAUCGUUAAUUAAAGCCUUGUGAGAAAGACCCACUUCUGCCUUUUUAUGGAAAUUUUGGGUGGCAGGCAGAGGAUUAGAAGCCCAAUAGCCUAAGGAUUCAUUAGGCUAUUGGGCCCUCUCAUUGGCCAUGCCAAAUAAAGGAAACAUUUACAUGUGGGGAGUUAGGAUCAGAUGAUUGUACUUGUUUUAUAAUUCUAUUCUUAAUAGACGUAAUAGUCUAGUAGUUAGUCCGUUUACACUUUAGAGACCGAUAAUUGUACUAGUGGUUUUUGUUUAAUUUUAUGUUAAACUAUAGACUAGCAGCACCAAAUCAUCUCAACGGAUUUUAUUUUUAUUUAUCUAUACCACUCUCGUUAUUUUUGUU